AUGUCGAAAUUUAAAAUUUCGGAGCUAUGCCCCGAUCUUGUCGCAGAAAGGCCAGCAUCAUGCUCCAAGUCAUUUAUUAUGGCAGGCAAAAGUAAAAACGAAGAAGGUGCUGAUGAAGGAAUUGAAGAGAAUGCGUCCGAUGGUGGUUCCGAUAGCAAAAAAUCAGACGAAAAUGGGAAGCCUCCAUUCAGCUACAACGCAUUGAUAAUGAUGGCAAUUCGAAGCAGUAAGGAGAAACGAUUAACCCUUAGUGGGAUUUAUGAUUAUAUUAUGAAAAAUUACCCAUUUUAUCGUGACAAUAAACAAGGGUGGCAAAAUUCGAUCAGGCAUAAUUUGUCUCUCAAUAAAUGUUUCGUCAAAGUACCGAGGAAUUAUGAUGACCCUGGAAAAGGUAAUUAUUGGAUGUUAGAUGCUUCCUGUGAAGAUGAAGUAUUUAUUGGAGGAUCAACGGGUAAGUUACGACGACGACCCUCCUCAACAACACGAGCCCGCCUUGAUGUUUUUAAACAGUAUGGUGCUGUAGCAUCAACGUUAUUUAAUCCAUUUUAUCAGCAGGGUUCAAGACUACCUCCAUUCCUUGCUGCCCCUGGAUAUCCGCCACUAGCGAUUGGCGUACCACGUACUUUACCGGGUGCUUUUUUGUCGGAUCAUUCACGAUUUUUAACAGCAGCUGCAGCCCCUCGAGCACAACUGCCACAGCAGUUUGCACCAGCACCUGCCGUUGCAGCAACGGCAGUUGAUCCAUCAGCAGCUACAGCUACAGAUACAUCAGUAGUGGCUGCUAGUACUGUCGGCUUUCCGUAUGUAUCAAGCGGUGAUUUAAUGCGUUUCUACAUUGCUCAACAGCAACAUCAGCACAAGCAACAAACUGUCGAAUUAGUUAGCAGAAAAGUUAUAUUGUAA
Molecule: messenger RNA, 903 nt
Organism: Brugia malayi
Lineage: Eukaryota; Metazoa; Nematoda; Chromadorea; Rhabditida; Onchocercidae
Gene: Bma-fkh-2
Exons: 4
Coding region: 1-903 (300 amino acids)
Biological process (GO): regulation of transcription by RNA polymerase II
Cellular component (GO): nucleus
Molecular function (GO): sequence-specific double-stranded DNA binding; DNA-binding transcription factor activity
Source: RefSeq, a predicted model, not a curated record